AUGUAUGCAAAACACUUUUCUAAAUUCUUCUUUCCAGAAUGCGACGAGUAUACAAGGUCGGUGCAAGAUAUAUUUGAAGCUCUACCACUCCUUCCAGAUGCUGAUCCACUAAUUAUAAAAGUGGACAAAUGUGAUUUUGAGAAUCUGCCAUUAAUUGUUGGAGGGGAGGACACUGAUGUUGGAGAGUUUCCUCACAUGGCUGCUAUUGGUUAUCAAGUUGAUGGUAAUCUGGAAUGGAACUGUGGGGGAUCAUUAAUCAGUGAAUAUUAUGUCCUUACUGCUGCACACUGCACACAUAUUGGAAAGUAUCCUGCAGUGAUAGUUCGUCUUGGUGAGAUGAAUCUGAAACGUGAUGAUGAUGGAGCACAUCCUGUGGAUUACCACAUUGCAGAUUUAGUGCGCCAUCCUGAAUACAAAGGACCAAGCAAAUACAAUGAUAUUGCUCUGUUACGUCUUAGUGAGCGUGUGGAUUUCAACAAGUUUAUACGACCUGCUUGUCUCUACACACAUGAUAAAUUCUCUGUCAGCAAGACAGUUGCUACUGGUUGGGGUAAAAUUGAAUAUGCUGGAAAAUCAAGUGACACUUUGCGGAAAGUUGUUCUUGAUAUAAUAGAUAAUGAAAUGUGCAAUAACUUAUGGAAAAGUCUUGGCAAGCUCACAAGUCUGCCUCGUGGAAUUGCACCAUCAAUGAUGUGUGCUGGGGUCCUUACAGGUGGCAAAGACACUUGUCAGGGUGAUUCUGGUGGACCAAUUCAGAUAUCUACCAAAGGAAAUCAGUGUGUAUAUCAUGUUAUUGGAGUGACAUCAUUUGGGAAUUACUGUGCUGGAGAAGAUUCACCAGGAAUAUAUACACGUGUCUCUUCUUUUAUUCCAUGGAUUGAGAGCAUUGUGUGGCCAGAUGGUUAGCUUAAAGAACGGAUCACUAACUUGAGAAAAGUUUUUAAAAGUCACCCAUGACAUAUAUUUUAAAUUUCAAACUGAAAUCAGGAACGUCUCACAUGGUUACCUGAGUGUUUCAUCAGUGUAUGUUGUGGUUACAGAUCUGACACUAAGAUAUUCAGCCAAAAAGUUGUUAAAAUCAAUUCACUACAUAUGCUAUCAAACAUUUUCCAUUGCCUAUAAAAUGGC
Schistocerca cancellata (South American locust) is the source of this 1128-nucleotide messenger RNA. RefSeq names its product serine protease snake-like. The coding region runs from base 1 to 906 and encodes 301 amino acids. The transcript is spliced from 5 exons. The record is from RefSeq and is a predicted model, not a curated record. NCBI's taxonomy places the organism in Eukaryota, Metazoa, Arthropoda, Insecta, Orthoptera, Acrididae. Gene Ontology annotation, biological process: proteolysis. Gene Ontology annotation, molecular function: serine-type endopeptidase activity.